Molecule: messenger RNA, 672 nt
Organism: Ambispora gerdemannii
Lineage: Eukaryota; Fungi; Glomeromycota; Glomeromycetes; Archaeosporales; Ambisporaceae
Source: the annotation of a GenBank genome assembly
AUGACAGAUCCACCACAAAAACAGUUUUACUUAGAAUUAGCUAAUGAACUUCCAAAUCAAGCGUUUACAUUUGUUUUUUCGUAUGGUAGUGGUAGUGGCCAAGACAAGGAAAAUAAGUUAAGGCCCAUUCCUCGUGUUCAGAAAACGAUUCAACCUAGAUAUAAAGCUUGGUUUGCGUUUGAAGAAAAAAAAUUAGGAGUCACCUUUGGUGAAUUUCUUUGUGAAUUUCCCGACACCUACAAGCCAAGGCAAGUAUUGCCAACCGAGAACGGAGUAACCUGGACUAUUGUUUCUGGAGAAGACUAUUUGACACGAUUCGACCAACCCCCCACACCUGCUCCAAAUAAUCAAAUUACCAUCAAAAAUGAAGCAAAAGAUGACUAUGCAGUAGGUCUUAGUAUCGAUGGUAAACCAAUUCAAGUCACCCAGAAGCUCGUAAAACCCACUAAAGAGGUAACAUUUAACGCUUUGACGUAUGCUAUUUCCCUCGUGGCUACGCCAAUUGAGACACUUACAGAUGGUCCGACUCUUGUUAAGAAAGUAAUUGAUGAUACGUUGAUAUCGUAUCAGGAUGGUUUUAAUCUUGCAGUUGUAAGUGUAAAGCCUGCUCCUCCUAAGGACUUAUGUGAUAAUCCUCAAUCAUCAGUAAGACUUGAGCUGACAAAUUUAUAA